CGACGAAGAAGAACAUCGACUCCGAAGGGGCGGGGGUUCUGUUGGAGGCAAACCCUGAAAGGGGUUUUACCAUUUCUUGCAUGAAAAAUUAACACAUCGUAUCAUCAAACUGACCGCUUUGCACAGCGAAAAAGAUACAAUCCUCAACGACAGAAAACAUGGAAGCAGGGGAAGACCAGAACCCCAGCACCAACAAUGGAAAUCCUCAAACAAGUGGGAACACCCGCACGCCCCAAAUAGCCCACAUGUCUCUGUAUGAAAGACAAGCUGUACAGGCUCUUCAAGCACUUCAAAGACAGCCCAAUGCCGCUCAGUACUUUCAGCAGCUAAUGCUGCAGCAACAGAUCAGCAAUGCUCAACUCCACAACUUAGCUGCUGUGCAACAGGCCACCCUUGCAGCUAGUCGACAAUCCAACACCCCAAGUAACAGCAUGUCCCAGGCGACCACCACUGUAAGUUUUAUGGUCAACCUUAGCACUACAUCUGCAGGAGGAACCAUGACCAGUCCUCGUCCCCAUGGCCCAGCAACCUCUGCAGCAACAACGGCUGCUCUUAACCAGUCGGUGUUGCUUGGUGGAAACUCUGCAGGACAAGGGCAGAUGUAUCUUAGGGUAAACCGCUCUCUCAGGGCUCCUCUCGCCUCUCAGCUCAUAUUUAUGCAAGGUGGUACAGCAACUGCUACUGUUGCAACUGUCGCCCAAACACAGCCCCAACAGCAGCAACAACAACAUGAAAUGACUGCUACCAACACCAGUAAUCAGUCUGACAAUGACCAGGUACAGAAUCUGGCCCUACACUGCACCUCUUCUCCAAGAGCUAUUGCUGUCAAGUCAGAACAUCCAGAACAGAAAGAUGUCGCCAGCUUUCCUCUUGGUCAGCAGCAACAGGCUUUUGCUCAGACAGGUCAGCAGCAGCAAGUACAACCACAACAGCAACAGCAAAUGUCCAAAGGCAACUUCAAUCAGCAAUCCAACGCUAACACUAUGACUGUAAAGACUGGAAACCAAGCUGCCAUUUCUGUUACUUCUGCUGCAUCUGUAGCUCCUUCCUCCAAUGCCAAUCAAGCACUCCCUCUUUCCCAGCUCCUCCUGUCCUCCUCUGCUGCUCCAGUGAUACUGGUGCCCACCUCCAAUGUUCCCACUUCCACCCAGGGCUACCCAAUCGGCUCGGUGACCCCUAAAGCCAGCGUAAACACACAGACUCUGGUGGUCCAGCCGCUGCAACAAGCCAGCCCUACCACAGACAAAGGCCCUGUACCAAUCCAGCCCAAGACAGCUCAGGGACACCGCCUACCUGUGCAGCUCCCUCCUCGUCACCCUCCUCCCAUUCUCCCAGCACCACCGAGCAACAGCCAGAUCACAGCUGGGGGGCACAACACUCCCCACAUCCCAGUGCAGCUUGUGGGAGCGAGGCAGGGCUUAGCAGGGAGCGCACAGGUUGUGGCUCUGGCACAAGCACGAAGCAUCUCUGCUCAGGAGGGUGCGGCUGGAGGGAACAUAAACACAGUUAACAACAGUGUUAUGAUAAAGCCUGCCAUUGGCUCUCUGAAAAGAAAAUCUGACUGUGAUGCUUCAAAUGAGAUGGCAACUGAAUCCUCAGACGCUGCACCUAUGAAAGACUGCGCUCCUCCUUUAUCUCCUGCCCCAACGAAGGACUCCGCUCCUCCUGCAGCAGUUGCCUUCACAUCUCCUCCCACCCUGUCCCUGCCUCUGCCUUUGUUAAGAGGCGGGCACGGGGACAAGGACAGAGCACCACUUCCUCAUGCGGUGGUCAAACCUCAAGUUCUCACACACCUCAUUGAAGGCUUUGUCAUCCAGGAGGGAGCUGAGCCCUUCCCUGUUGCUGGACUCCUCAAAGACAGAGAUUUUGCCCUGGUUGGCCGCUCAGAGAAUGGUACCCCAUUGUUGAAGUGUGAGUACUGUUCAAGCCUCGCCCCAGCCAGCCAGUUCAAAGGAUCAAAGAGGUUCUGUUCAAACACUUGUGCUAAGAGGUAUAAUGUGAGCUGCAGUCAACAUUAUAGGACGAGCAGAGGGAGAAGUGGUGCAGGGGUCACACCACCUUCAGCUGACAGCGCUGCACGGAGAAGGGGCCACUCUCGCAGGGGAGGCUCAGCUGUUACCUGCAAUAAGAUGUCAAGCAGGCAUCUACCUGUAAAGUGCCACUCUGAGUCCAGCCGCUCGGAUGAUGUGUCCACUGAUGGAGAAGAAGAUGAGGAAGAAGAUGAGUCUCCUUCACUGUCCCCAAGCUCAUCACACUCCUGCUCAAGAGAUGGACACAGCGCUCCUCCCUCUGAGAGUCCAGCUCCACUAGAGGGUGCUAACUUCCUCUCAACAACUCCUGCUCAUUGGAGUGUGGAAGAAGUGUGCAGGUUUAUCUCUUCACUUCAAGGCUGUGAAGAGCUGGCUGCUCAGUUCUUGUCGCAGGAAAUAGACGGGCAGGCUCUGCUGCUCCUGCGAGAGGAUCAUCUCAUCUCCACCAUGAAUAUCAAGCUUGGUCCCGCUCUAAAGAUCUGUGCCUCCAUCAACUCGCUGCGUGAGUGAUGAAAGAGGGCAGGAUGUUUUAAAGACUGAGAUGAGUUUACUUUAUGGACAUUGAAUGUGCAAAAACAUGUUGUAUGUAUACGUUUUCUGUUCGUAUCCAUGUCAGUAGUGUUUGUUAGUCUUUUUAUCUGUUAAUGUGAGUAGAGAAUUUUUUCAUAUAUACUCCUGUGAAACUGUGCAAACCUGCAAGUGUGCAGUAAAGGGUGCUAGGUGUCCUGACUAGGACAGCUCACUUGCUGGGAUAAAAAAAAAAGUUGCCUUCUUGCUGGAUUUCAAAUGGUGCUUUAACUUUGAUAUGUUUCAGUCUUUUAGCAGUUCUUUUACUGUAGAUGUUCAAUCCAGGCUCCAAUCACAUAAAGCCUAGUGUCUAAUUUAGAUCCUUUUGCCAGUCGUUAAAGGUUUAGUUUUGUACCCUUUCCAUUUUGUACUACAAUCAAAGUUAUUUUUUCAUGGAUAAGAUAUAGUUUUAGUAGCUUUAACCAACCUGACUACCUGAAAAUAGGUAUUUCAAAGGGUUUGCUCUUUUAAGGGCCAAGAGGAAGUGCUCUGUAUGUAUGCAGUACUACCAAUAAAAAGGUACCUGUUAAA
This is a messenger RNA of Cheilinus undulatus (humphead wrasse), 3128 nucleotides long. RefSeq names its product polyhomeotic homolog 1 (gene phc1). Gene Ontology annotation, cellular component: PRC1 complex; nucleus. Lineage: Eukaryota; Metazoa; Chordata; Actinopteri; Labriformes; Labridae. Bases 159 to 2540 code for a protein of 793 amino acids. The record is from RefSeq and is a predicted model, not a curated record. The transcript has 14 exons. Gene Ontology annotation, molecular function: protein binding; zinc ion binding.